Molecule: messenger RNA, 1191 nt
Organism: Bathycoccus prasinos
Lineage: Eukaryota; Viridiplantae; Chlorophyta; Mamiellophyceae; Mamiellales; Bathycoccaceae
Exons: 1
Coding region: 1-1191 (396 amino acids)
Biological process (GO): magnesium ion transport
Cellular component (GO): membrane
Molecular function (GO): magnesium ion transmembrane transporter activity
Source: RefSeq, a predicted model, not a curated record
AUGGCGUCUUCUUUGUCCGCGUCGUCAAAAUACUCGUUAUUAGAGAACAACGUCGCAGAAGAGAACAACAUCGUGAGUGGUGGCAGCGCGAUGAGGAGUAGCGCGAUGAUGGGGAGUUCUUCCUCGACGGGGAGAUAUCACUCCGGGGGUGGUUGGGACGAACCAGUCGAUACGAACGGAUUCUCGUCGAACACGAAAGGUUUACUCCUCGCCAUCGGCUCUUCGCUCUGCAUAGGCGCCUCGUUCAUCAUAAAAAAGAAAGGGUUAAAACUGUCGAGCUCUCGCGCGAACUCAAAACGAGCCGGCGACGGCGGGUUCGGGUACUUACACGAACCUUUGUGGUGGGUCGGCAUGCUCUCGAUGACGCUGGGGGAAAUCGCGAACUUCGCGGCGUACGCGUUCGCGCCGGCGAUUGUGGUCACGCCUUUAGGCGCGUUGUCGAUUAUCAUUUCCGCGGUGUUGAGUCAUUACGUGUUGAACGAGAAGUUGAACACGUUUGGGUGGUUGGGUUGUGCGUUGUGUAUCGUCGGGUCCGCGAAUAUCGUGUUGCACGCACCGGAGGAGAAGGAAAUCGAUUCGAUCAAAGAGAUUGUGCGUUUAAUGCUCCAACCGACGUUUUUGUCGUACGCGGCGUUUGUUUUAAUGUUUACGUUUGUGUUGAUCACGCAGAUUUAUCCGAUUCACGGGACGACGCAAUUGUUGGUACCGAUUGGGAUUUGUUCGUUGGUUGGGAGUUUAUCGGUGAUGAGCGUGAAGACUUUAGGAUUGGCGCUGAAGAUGACGUUCGAGGGCAACAACCAGAUGCGGGAAAUCGAGACGUGGGUGAUGAUCGGGUUUGUGAUUUUUUGCGUGUUGACGCAGAUGAACUACUUGAAUAAAGCGUUGGAUACGUUUAACACGGCGAUUGUGACGCCAAUAUAUUACGUGUGCUUUACGACGUUGACGUUAACCGCGAGUUCGAUCAUGUUUAAAGAUUAUUUAGGGCAAGGAUACGCGGAAGUUUUGAGUCAGACGAUCGGGUUCGUGGUCAUCGUGAGCGGCGUCUUUAUACUCAACGUGACGAAAGACAUACCGCAGGAAACGUUGAAUAGAAAACGGUGGAUCGUCACCAGGCAAGAUAGUCGAGAGUUUGAAAACGUGCAAGAGGAAUAUCGCGAUAGUUUGAAAAAAGGUAGCCACAAUAAUCUUUGA